AUGUUAGGAAGAUUAAGAGAUGACAUGAAGUACUCUGGCCUCGAUGAGGAGCAAGACGAGAGAUCCUUCUACUAUGGUGGAGCCUCCGUACCAUUCGUAUGGGAGUCAAGGCCAGGUACACCCAAACACAAUCACUUUUCCGAGUUCUCUCUUCCCCCGCCACUCACGCCGCCUCCGUCUUAUUACUCCUCCGGGAUUUUGUCGACGCCAAAGAGACAGAACAAGGUGCGAGCAAAACUAACUAGAAUCAUGUCGACGUCUCUGUUCCAUGACCUCAAGAAGGCCAGUAACAGUAGAAAGACGACGACCGACUAUAUUUCUGGGUCUACGUCUUCUUCAUCCUCGUUUUCCUCGUCACCACAUUCUUUGAGAAAACCAGUGAGUCAUGUUACAAAGAGCAUGAGUUUAGGUCGUCACCGACCUUGA
Messenger RNA from Brassica oleracea var. oleracea, 426 nucleotides. RefSeq lists its product as uncharacterized. The transcript has a single exon. The record is from RefSeq and is a predicted model, not a curated record. Bases 1 to 426 code for a protein of 141 amino acids. Lineage: Eukaryota; Viridiplantae; Streptophyta; Magnoliopsida; Brassicales; Brassicaceae.